Parathielavia appendiculata is the source of this 4126-nucleotide messenger RNA. RefSeq lists its product as uncharacterized. The transcript has 4 exons. NCBI's taxonomy places the organism in Eukaryota, Fungi, Ascomycota, Sordariomycetes, Sordariales, Chaetomiaceae. The record is from RefSeq and is a predicted model, not a curated record. Gene Ontology annotation, molecular function: cysteine-type carboxypeptidase activity; cysteine-type deubiquitinase activity; K48-linked deubiquitinase activity. Gene Ontology annotation, cellular component: cell periphery; cytosol. Gene Ontology annotation, biological process: protein K48-linked deubiquitination. The coding region runs from base 465 to 3968 and encodes 1167 amino acids.
GAGUGAUUUGAGACCGGGGGUCCCAUUUUCCGAGAAUUUUAUUAAUCUUAGUUGGAAUACUCCAACGCUCCAGUGUCCUUGGGACGAUUCUAAACAGGGCCGGCGCACCGCAGGGACCGCCCCACCUAACCUCAAGCGCAGACCGUGCACCGUGCGCCUCAAUGCGCAACGGUUCGCUUCGGCAACGAGAGCCACUGCAACUGAGAAGCCAGUUCCCAUUCGAUCUUUCCAUUUCAAAGGCUACAAAUCGAUUCUGACCGAGUCCACGCCACCUCACCUCGUACUUGUACAAGUACAUACGUUGGCGUACUGUGGCGCGUGGGACGGCACUGCCCCCUCCGCCUGGCUGCCUCGAAACUGGGCCUUUGUCCAACACCAUAUCACGAACCCCUCGCUCCCUUCCGCACAUACCUAUCUCUGCCAGGUAGGGUCAAUUCGAAAAGUUACCCCACCGGAUUCGCGCAAUGGUGAUUCGAAAGCCAAUUCCUUCAUCAGCCACACUCGACCCGGCGGUGCCGCAGAAGGCGCGGGGUGCGAAGAACACGGAAGAAGAGACGAUAUGGCGGGAUGGAGCGCAGCGUCAGGAAGGGGAGCUGAACAGUACAUAUCCCGCGCCAGCCGAAGUAUCAAACUCGCUUCUGCCCGGCGCCGCUAGCAACGUUUUCGGCCUGGGAGAGGAGAGCAAUAUAUGGGCUGAAGAAGUCCCCGCGCUGUCCAACGCCGGGGACACGAGCCAAGCAUCGCCGGUUCUCAGGUCGGGCAGUAGUCAUGGGAAAGGAGCAGACACGAGCCAGGGGACGCGGGCGGACCAAGAACCAAACUCUGUCCCGGCUGCCCUCCGGCCGGGCGGAGGGUCCAAACCGGAGACGAACCCGUUCAAGCGGAAGACGUCGCUCAGCGUCGGCGCAGGGCAGCGCACGUCAACACCGUCAUCAAAUGCGCCGCACGUACCGCCCGUCUCGGUCGCAGAGUUUUCGCAGCUCAGUCCAGCAAUGGACGAAAUCAAAGCGACACCAGCCCCCCCGCCUGUUCCAAGACUCCCGGAGCAGGAUUCUGUGGGCGACAAUGUUUGGGCUUCAGCGGAACCGUCACGCCAGCCGACACCAGGGCCUGCAUCAGACUCGCCAGCGCUCUUAUCCUUGCCUCCGGAAGAGGGGUCUGCGGGAUGGGCAGAGGAAUCCAAGGACGCUACUGUUUCCCCGCCGCUCAUAUCCACAGCCGACGAAGACGUUCUUGAGGGUGGGAAUGCCUGGGACGACCUUGAGGCCGUCGAUAAAGGGAAGGGUAUUGCUCAGCCGCCCCCGGUACCAGACAAAAGCGCUGCAGGGGCCGCCGAUUGGAACCUGAUUGACAUUGAUGCUCGCCCUGGGCCCCCUUCCAGACAAAGCUCAUGGGAGAGUUUUGAAGCUGAAGAUAAUGCCCCAGCUGCGGCCAAGACGGUCCCCGCGAGGGGGGAGGCGGCUACCCUGCCACCACAAUUGCCACCGCGGAGGUCGGCAGAUCAACCGCCGCCCAAACCCCGUCGCCCUGUCGACAAGUCGGAGACCUACCAAAUAAAGAACAUUAACUGGUACGAUGCCACGGCUACCAAGAACCCAAGGACAUCACCCAUCCUCGUCCAGAACGCCAACGGACCAUGUCCAUUAGUUGCCCUUGUCAACGCUCUCACGCUGACUACGCCGGCGGACAAGACCAACACGGCGCUUGUUGAGACUCUUAAAUCGCGAGAGCAAGUCAGCUUGGGCCUGCUUUUGGACGCCGUCUUCGACGAACUCAUGUCGGAGAGGCGAACGCAAUCAGACGUUCCGCUGCCCGAUGUGGCCGAGUUGUACGAGUUCCUCCAGGGCCUGCACACCGGCAUGAAUGUCAACCCUCGCUUCAUCCCAGCUCCAGAAGUGGUCCCGGCGUUUAAGCGCACUUCGCUUACACACAUCCAUCCGACCGAGCGUACCGACAUGAUUCCGGGAACGUUUGAGCACACCAAGGAGAUGGCACUCUAUUCGACCUUUUCCAUCCCCCUCAUCCACGGCUGGCUACCUUCCAAGGAUGAUGCGGUGCACGAGGCGUUUACCCGACACGCCGUGUCGUAUGAGGACGCCCAGAACCUGCUCUUCAGGGAGGAGGAGCUCGAAGAGAAGCUGUGCUCGCCUCAGGGCUUGACUUUGGAGGAGCAGCAGCUGUACCAGGACAUUCUGACUAUCAAGUCAUUCCUGAGCAUCUCGGCGACGCAGCUAACCAAGGUCGGGCUUGACGUCAUCAAAAAGACGAUGAAGCCCGGAUCUGUGGCCAUCCUCUUCCGCAACGACCACUUCUCAACGCUCUACAGGCACCCACAGACCCUAGAGCUCCUCACCCUCGUCACGGAUGCUGGGUAUGCCGGCCACGCCGAGGUUGUGUGGGAGUCUCUCGUCGACAUCAACGGGGAGAGCGCCGAGUUCUUCUCGGGCGACUUCCGUCUUGUCGGUGGCGCCACCCAUGACCAUCUCCGCCCGUUGCAUGAUACCGUACCCGAGAACUGGACCGGCGCAGCGCCCGAUGGAGAUAACUCCGAGUGGACGACGGUCCAAUCCCGGCGCGGCCGCAGUCACACAGCGCGGCACAGCUCCUCUACCGAGCCGCCAUUAUCCCCCAAACACGAACAAGAAGACCGCGACCUGGCCCUGGCCCUGCAGCUCCAAGAGGAAGAAGACGAGCGUGCGCGCGUCGAGCAAGACCGCCGCCGUCGCGAAAGCCUCCUCUCGGAGCAAUACAUUGAGCAACAAGGCCGCUACGGCCCCACCAGCGCCGUCGCCUCUCCACGCGGUGGUCGCGCCGGCGCAGCAGGUGGCCCUGCCCGCGCCCGCGGCGCCGCCGCCUCCCGCUCCACAACCUCCCUCACCUCCACAGCCUCAUCAUCCAACACCGGCCGCCGAGGCCCAACGCCCAUCCAACCGGGUGCCACCCGCCCGGCCUUAUCAUCCGGUUCCUCCAUCAACGUAAACGCCGCCAACACAACUACUAUUACUACCACCACCGGGAACUCCGGUGCCAACGCAAUCAACAGACCGCCGCCCGGGUCAAGACCCACUACGCAAACGGUCCGGUCUCUCCUCCCGCCGCUCCGCACCACUCGCCCGGCCGCCGCCGCUGCGGCAGAAGAUGGGCUCGAGGAUGCGCCGCCCAGCUAUGAACAGGCUGCCAAGCAGCUGCCGUAUGUGCCGCCUGCGGGGCACCCGAGUCAUCCGACGAGCAGGCCUCUGGAUUUGGCUGCUGCUGCUGAGGGGGAGGGGGGGGGUUCUGGGUUCGGGUCCGGGACUGGUGGUGGACGGGCCGGAGUAGGGCCACCGGGUAGUGUUGGUGGUAUUGGUGCCGGCGGGAGUGGGAGGCCGCCAGGUGGUGGGUUUGGAGGUGAUGCCCGCAGAUUCCGGAUCGAGAUCAUGCGUCCCAGCCUGUCUCAUUCCGGAACCAAGGGCGGGUAUCGCCAGGCAAGUACAGGCCCCGAAUCUGUUCCGUCGCAUAGUUACCCCGAUCCGAGCGUUGUUAACCGCACCAUCGCAACAAAGGAGGAGCUCCAACUCCACUACUUCUCGCAACCGCCCCAGCUCGGCGACAUCAAUGUGGAGGAAGAAGUCAGCGCGGAGGCGAGGACGCUCCAGGGCUACCAGGCCUUAUGCUACGAGGUCGGCCUUGACCCGAGCGACUCGAUCGCCGAGUGUAAGAGGUGCCUGAAGAAAACGCUAGUCAACAUUAUUGCGCUCGUCGACGCACGGAUGACGGGUAAGCGCGUCAAGGUGUGGGACAGUUUCGAAGAGUUCCGCGCCUACGCCCUCCGAGACGAAAAUAGGAUCGAUAUCCACGAGGCGAAAGACACCUCCAGGGUACCUUCGUUAUUGCGGCGUUUGUUGGGCCCCCGAUCACGCAAGAAGUGCGGUAUUCCUCAGGGUAUAUUGGAGGUGGCGUUGGGCCAUAUUACCAACCGUUGGGACUAGAGAGAUGACGUCUUGAUGGUUGCUUACUUGUCUUAUAAUACUCCGUCGUCCGGCUGGUUUCAUUUCUCCCUAUCUCCUUGCCGUCGCCGCGCCUGUGCCGUAGUGGCACAGCCUUUCCUACAUGUCACAUGUUUUGGGGACUUCAUCAGAGGCAGACA